AUGGACCAAUAUUCUUCUCGUACGGAGAUCAUUCGUGCAUGUGCAUUUAAACAAUCAUCCGAUAAACAACAAAAUCAAUAUAUAUCCAACGGGAGCUUGCAUGAACUUGACUCGUCGCUGGAUCAAGAAUAUCAAGCUUUGUUCAAAAAUAAAGGACAGAGAAAAGCCAAGGACGUACUUCAAUAUAUUGAUGAUGAAUAUCGGUUAUGGAAAUCAUGUUCGGCAUUACAAUUCAAUAACAAUGAAGAUUGCAUGUCUCUGCGUAGCUCAACGGCUGUGAUAUCAAUCGGAGGAGCAGAUGGAUCUGAACUACUUGCAAUUUUACAGAACCUGGGUUCAUGCCACGGCAUUCUCGUGGAAAUCAGUCCGCCUGCAUGUGCUGAGGCUCGUGCUAAUGGCAUCCAACAUGUGAUUGAGUCUGAUGCCAUGGACGCUGCACAAAAGGUGGUGCCAAUGUUACUCGAAUGGCAAGAAAAAGGUCACGUCUCAAGUGUUCUGUUUAGUUGCCAAUCAGUCCUGCAUGAACUAUCCACUCGUUCGCCAAAAUUCACCAGAGAAGAAUUUCUGAAGGUGUAUCUGGAGCCAUUAAUAGCAUCAGGGUUGCGAACGAUGUUUUAUGCUCGAGAGCCAUGCACACCACGUAAUUGGUCGCAAGAGACAGAUUUGGUUGCCAUUCGCUUGUUUAAACUAGACAAAACUGACAUAGAAUAUGUGGCUAAUGAAAUUGCCAACAAACUCAGCAUUCAACGGUUGAACAAAUCAGGAACCAUUUUGACUGACAGGGAGUUGAAUUGUACUGUAGAAACCGCUGAUAAUGUUGAAUUAAGUGGGCGUGCAGUUUUGCCGUUGGCUUUGGGUCAAGAACUAUUGUUCAAACUGAUUUAUUGGAAGGACCUAGCUCACUUUGAAUACGAAAUGGGAGAGCAAUUGACUUCUUUUGAACCUGAAAGUUGGUCUCAGUCAUUGGCGAAGAUAGGUAUGAACUCCAGAAUGUCGUAUCUUACCACGGAACACUUUAGACGCUUGUAUCGUCAGGAAGAAAGCUUAAUCGGAGAACCGAUUUCCAUCAAUGCGUAUAAUGGUAAACCUUUAACAGUUCCCAUGUGUUUCGCACAAAUAUUUUCGUCGAAUGUCAAAACGCAUCAUAAUGGCGUUAAAUUGGCAGAAUAA
Molecule: messenger RNA, 1170 nt
Organism: Rotaria socialis
Lineage: Eukaryota; Metazoa; Rotifera; Eurotatoria; Philodinida; Philodinidae
Source: the annotation of a GenBank genome assembly